AACGCAGUGCAGCAUCCAGGAAUUGGGCUCCUCUUUAAAUGUUUUUCUAUCUACUUACAACUACUUCCUUUUCAUCCCCAGGGUCUUCUGACUGUUAAAAAUGGCGAGCAAAAACCAGGCUGUAAACGAAUUGGAAAUACAGUUAGUAGAAUCACAAGAACGUCACUUAUGGUUUGAUAAUGUGAAGGGCAAGUUUGAAUUUCACAAGCCCGAAGACGAUAAGCCAGAUGAUAGCGCAGGAAAGCUUUCUCCUGUGUCCCUAAACAGAGUACCCAUGUAUCUCAAGGACUUAAAGCCAUAUGCAUAUGUGCCUCGAGUGGUCUCUUUGGGCCUUUUUCAUCACAGGAUGUCUCAGACUCUCUCUCAGAUAGAGUUAAAAAAAGUAAAGGCCGUAAAUCGAUCAGUGAGAAGGCUCCCAAAAAACCAGCAGCACGCACGCUUUCUAGUGGAAAAAGUGCAGAGCUUGCUUCCAGAAAUUACAGCAAGCUACGAAGGAAAGCCAGAGUGUGAGGAAGAAAUCCUUGCGUGGCUCUUCACUCUAGACGGAUGCUUCAUUCUGGAGACUCUCAGGCUUCUCAGUGAUGAAUCACGAUGGAACCCCAAUGCUGAUUCGGGAUGGAACUUCGAUCCCGUUUUCAAUAGAAACAGGGUCCAGUCUUGUCAAUUUGAUAUUUUCACUGACCUGCUGAUGCUUGAAAAUCAGGUUCCCAUGAUCGUCCUCAUUCAGCUGUUGGAGAUGGAGGAAAACUUAACAGAAGAAGCAGAAAGGACACAGCUGCUUAGAAUGAUAUGUGACGGUAUAAUUGCCUUGGCUCACCCUUUCUCAUAUUCUAUGCAGCGGAAAACAAGGGAACCACUAAUAGAACAUAAAGAGCGGGAGGCAAAACUGAGAGAAAAGCUCAAGUCAAAGUAUAGAAAUCUGAAGGAAUACAACCACAUUUUGGGAUUUUUUCAUGAUUUCAUUGUGAAUGAGUCCGAGACUACCCAUGGCGAAGAACAAACCCAGGAUGUUAAAAUAACAGUACCAGAGGGCCGUCGUCAUUCUCAUUUCGAUGGCUCUAAUCCUUGUAGAACACUCCAUGAUCGUAGAAAAGAGUCUGAUAAUCGAAUCCUUCGGGCUUCUGCGACAGAGUUAAACAAUAAAGGAAUGAAGUUCAAGGCGUACGAGGGAGUUCCGUCCGCCAUGGAACUCCGUUUCGACAAAAAGAAAGAGACUUUGUUUCUCCCUAUGAUAUGGGUAUCUGAUGCUACAGAGAUGAUCUUCAGGAACCUCAUGGCUGUGGACGUCUGCCAAGAAAAAGAACUCACUGUUAUCUCAGAGUAUGUGUUUCUGAUGAAUAGUUUGAUCGAAUCUGACAAGGACGUGGCUUUGCUGAGGAAGAAGGGAGUAAUUCAGAGUUCCAUUGGCAGUGAUGAGGAAGCGACUGACCUGUUCAAUAGUCUGUGCAAAGGAAUUAACUUCACUCUCUCUGAUGAAGAUAAGUUUAUGAGUUUGAAGAGUGAUGUUAAUAACUGGUACAGAAGCCGAACUGUUGUGAGAUUUAUGAGGUGGGUGGAGACUCAUCCAAAGCUUGUGCAAUUUGCCGCUAUGUUUUGGGCUGUUAUUCUUGUUUUGGCAAGUGCAGCGCCCUCAUUUGGGCAAAUAAUUAAACAAUUCAACAGAAAGCACUGUAAUAAGGAUGAAUAGCUCGGUGAUAAUAGAUCCCAAUAUAGUGUAAUAAUAUGACUGUUGUGACCAUAGAAAGUGUGUGUAUGAGCAGCUCAUAGCUGCUAAUAUACUUCAUAAAUUUCAAAGUAUUUUGUAUAUCUUCGUACAAACAAAUAAGAUGAAUACA
Molecule: messenger RNA, 1835 nt
Organism: Cryptomeria japonica (Japanese cedar)
Lineage: Eukaryota; Viridiplantae; Streptophyta; Pinopsida; Cupressales; Cupressaceae
Product: putative UPF0481 protein At3g02645
Exons: 2
Coding region: 101-1687 (528 amino acids)
Source: RefSeq, a predicted model, not a curated record